AGCGUUUUUAGUCUUUUGGCAGCCAAAGAACGAAAUCACUUGUUUACGCAAGCGACAUCAUAAUAGGGUUUUUGCUCAAAACGCAGCAGCCGUUUCUUAUCGAGAGAGAGAGAGAGAGAGAGAGAGAGGGAGAGAGAGAAAACAAAAAUCAAAAAAACCCGCAGCAUUGGUUCUCUGAUUUAAAACUGCGUCCUCUGUUUCUUUUGCGCUCUUCGGUUUCUGAUUCCAUUGAGAGAGAGAGAGAGAGAGAGAGAGAGAGAGAGAUUGGAGAGAGAGAAAACAACAAAGAUUUCUGUUCCAUCUGUCUUCGUCAAUUUCGAGAACCCAACACAAAACCCAAUUGGAAAGAGAGAAGAGAACCGAGGGAUUAGCUUUUCUUCGCAAAUUGAAAAGACCCAAUUGAGAUUUCUCCCUAUUAAGUGGCAGAUUCUCAAUUUGAGUGCGUGCAUGUUGAAAAUAUGAGCCUGUGAUGGGGAGCGCGGAGCCGGCGCUGGUGCCUGAGUGGUACAGAGCAGGAAAAGGGGGUAAAGCUUCGAAUAAUGUUUCGGAUGGCAAUGGUGUUGGGCUUUCUGGAAGAAAAAGACUUCCUUUGAUUCCCUGUGAGCAAGAGUCUAAACAAAGCUCGAUUAGAAGUAGUUCAGGUGCACAGGCUUAUAGUAAUUUUGGGAGGAGAGAUAGGAAGAAGAAUCCCGAUACCUGUGAUAGAGAUAGAGAUAGAGAAAGUUCUCGUGAUUAUCGUGGCAGUCGAGAUUCCAUUAUAGGGAGUAGGACUGAUACAGAUCGGCGAUGGAGAAGCAACAGCGCUGGAGAGAUUUGGCCUAAAAAGCUUGAGAGUGAGUCUAAAAGUGGUGCCUUUGCUAGGGGUAAUGUGAAUAACGGUGGCAUUAAAAGGGGCUCUGCCUUUAAGAGAGAGUUUCCUACGCUUGCUUCUAUAGAAAAAAAGAGUGUUUUGGAGUCUGGGAGAGUCUCAACUGCCGUUCAGAGUGUGCCAAUACCUAAUUUGGUCACAGUUGGGGGUGAUAGAUGGACUUCGCCUUUGGCAGAAGUGCCUUCUGAAGUCGGAGAUAGUACAUUGGCUUCUCCUGUGAGUCCAUUGUCUUUAUCGAGGAGCAAUUCAGCUGGAUUGAACAUGGCAGAAGCAUUGAUUAAUGCAUCAUUCAGAGCUCAGAUUUCUCCCCAGUCGUCAAGCGGUACCUCUCGGGCUGAGGAGUUGGCCAUUAGGCAAAGCAAGCAACUUAUACCUGUGACAUCUUCAAUGCUUAAGACUUCUGGUCUCAACUCUUCAGAAAAAUCUAAAUUCAGAGGGCCCGUCUCUCCCGGUGCCAAUAAUGCUCCUCGUGCUCCUGCUUAUACUAAAUCUGACAUUCCUAAAUCGUCGCAAAUUGGAAAUCUUCAAGUCCUCUCUCGAGAGAAAACUGGGGUCAUCUCGCCUAGUGCUGCCAAAGAUUCCAGUAGCCAAGACAUUAGCCCAAAAAGCCCCAUCAAUUCAAACCCCAAGACUAAAAACAGGGAUAUGGGUAUGAGUUUAUUGCCUUUUGGAGAGAAAAGACCCCUCUCUCUAGCUAAAGCUAAGAAUCGAAAUGAUUUCUUCAAUUCCCUGAGGACCAAAUCAUCUGUCAUCAACAAUUCAAGUGCUGAUUCAAAUCCUGAGCCAAGUGAUUCUAUUGAGAAUUCUUUGUCAUUGGAGGAAAAUGCUAUGACUUGUGGUGAUGUUUCCAUCAUUGGUCAGGAUUCUGAAAAUGAAUCUGCUACUGAUAUUUCUGUGAUUAAUCUGGAGGAGACAAUUGUAUCUGAGUCUCCAAAAGACAUUGAAGGAAAUCAACAGUCACCCCCAGUUGAUAUCGAUGAAAAAGAUAAAGCCUUUAUGAAAUCUCUUGGAUGGAAGGAAGAUGCGAAGGAAGAAGCUCUGACAAAUGAAGAAAUUUCUGCUUUCAUAAAAAAGUAUAAGAAGCUGAAGCCACGCUCUUGUCGAUUCCAAGCUUUUAGUUUGUCUCCGAAGCAAACUAAGUUCUGAUUUUGCUGCUCAAUAGAGAACUUAGUAAGGUGAGAAGUAAGAGGCUUUGAGAGCUUUGAUGCUAAAAGAAAGUGAGAGAGUUAUUUUUGUUCCUCUUGCUAUUAAAAACAGUAGAUAGAAAUACAGAAUAAGGGAACCGAACUUUAUCGAUAAGGAGCUGAAUGGAAAAUUCUUUUUAAAAUUC
This is a messenger RNA of Asparagus officinalis (garden asparagus), 2198 nucleotides long. RefSeq lists its product as uncharacterized. The coding region runs from base 470 to 2014 and encodes 514 amino acids. The transcript has 6 exons. NCBI's taxonomy places the organism in Eukaryota, Viridiplantae, Streptophyta, Magnoliopsida, Asparagales, Asparagaceae. The record is from RefSeq and is a predicted model, not a curated record.